UACGAAGCCGAUCAAAAGCGUACGGAGUUUCCAGGAGGGCGGUCGUGUUACGAUCACAGAGAGAAAAAGAAAGAGAGAGAGAGACAGAGAGAGAAAGAACCUUUCUUCCCCCACGGUUACACAAAAAUUUCUCGAUACGUACGGGUCCUGGAUUUCAACGCGCAUCACAAGAAAAACGUUAUUCAAUAGAAUAAUGGCGCGCCGUGUGAUUUGACAGUGCAGAAACGCUUGAAUGGGAAAAGUGCCUCGAUAUUUUGUGAAAAUACCCAGAUUUUGAAUAGUGGAGAGAGACGGAAGAAACUCAUUCUUCGCGAUACGAAAAGGAAGUAACGAGAGGGACGAGGAAAGAAGACGAGGACGAAGACGAAGACGACGGUGUGCGAGAGAGAAGGAAAAUAGGAAAGAAGGAGGAAGGAAGAACAGAAGAGAUAGCUCGUGGGCGAGCUCGAAGAGAUGACGGGGGAGGAGGGAAAGGGUGGCGGUGGCGCCGGUGGGAAUACGAACGUUAACGCGACUGACAAUGUGAAUAAUGUUAACGCUAACAUCAAUGCGAAUGUCAAUGUCAACAUUAAUGCAAACACGAACGUCGUUCACCAAAAUGGCGGAACGGAGAAGGCGCCGGUCGUCGGUGGUACUAACGUUGAGACAUUGCCGCGUGCUGGAAAACAGAGUGAUCCAAGCACGUCAUUUUUGAGAGCAGCUCGCGCGGGUCAGUUGGAAAAGGUUCUGGAGUAUCUUGAAUCGGGUGUGGACAUUAACGCAUCAAAUGCUAACGGACUGAAUGCUUUGCACCUGGCAGCUAAGGAUGGCCACUUGGAAAUUGUCCGAGAACUUCUUAAUCGUGGCGCAGUAGUCGAUGCUGCUACUAAAAAGGGAAACACCGCAUUGCACAUUGCUUCUCUUGCUGGACAAGAGGAGGUUGUACAAUUGCUCGUUCAACAGGGUGCUUCUGUGAACGCACAGUCACAAAAUGGGUUCACACCGCUCUAUAUGGCUGCUCAAGAGAAUCACGACUCUGUGGUCAAGUACCUCCUCAGUAAGGGUGCCAACCAAACCCUCACGACGGAGGAUGGAUUCACUCCAUUGGCGGUGGCCAUGCAACAGGGUCAUGAUAAAGUAGUAGCCGUUCUAUUGGAAAAUGAUACUCGCGGUAAAGUUCGAUUACCUGCCCUCCACAUUGCUGCUAAGAAGGAUGAUUGUAAUGCGGCUGCCCUACUUUUGCAAAACGACCAUAAUCCCGACGUAACUUCGAAAAGCGGUUUUACACCACUUCACAUAGCCGCACAUUAUGGCAACGAUCGAAUUGCUUCCUUACUUUAUGAUAGAGGUGCGGAUGUAAAUUUUGCUGCUAAACAUAAUAUUACGCCGAUUCAUGUAGCUGCAAAAUGGGGAAAAAUUAAAAUGGUAAAUCUUCUGAUAAGUAAAAGAGCAAAUAUCGAAGCAAAAACGAGAGAUGGCCUUACUCCUCUUCAUUGUGCAGCAAGAUCAGGUCAUCACGAGGUUGUUGAUAUUCUUAUUGAAAGAGGAGCACCCAUUGGCUCGAAGACAAAGAAUGGUCUUGCACCAUUACACAUGGCUGCUCAAGGGGAUCAUGUAGAUGCCGCAAGGGUUCUACUUUAUCAUCGUGCACCUGUGGAUGAAGUAACAGUAGAUUAUUUGACAGCAUUGCAUGUGGCAGCUCAUUGCGGUCACGUAAGAGUGGCCAAACUUUUACUUGAUAGAAAUGCAGAUCCUAAUGCACGUGCACUCAAUGGUUUCACACCUCUACACAUUGCGUGUAAGAAGAACAGAAUCAAAGUAGUUGAACUUCUCUUAAAACAUAAAGCUAGUAUCGAAGCCACUACGGAGUCCGGAUUAACUCCGCUGCAUGUAGCAAGUUUUAUGGGAUGUAUGAACAUCGUCAUUUACUUGCUGCAACACGAAGCUAGUCCAGACAUACCGACAGUAAGAGGCGAAACGCCGUUACAUUUAGCUGCCAGAGCAAAUCAGACUGAUAUUAUCAGAAUACUUCUUAGGAACGGUGCUCAAGUUGACGCUAGAGCAAGGGAGGAACAAACGCCGCUUCACGUUGCUUCCCGCUUAGGCAAUGUUGACAUUGUAAUGUUGCUAUUACAACACGGUGCUGGAGUUGAUGCCACAACGAAAGAUUUGUACACUCCACUUCAUAUCGCAGCUAAGGAGGGUCAAGAAGAGGUUGCUUCAGUUUUAUUAGAAAAUGGAGCAUCACUUACUGCUACGACUAAGAAAGGUUUUACGCCUUUGCAUUUGGCAGCUAAAUACGGCAAUAUGAAUGUAGCGAGGUUGUUACUACAGAAAAAUGCACCGGUUGAUGCUCAAGGAAAGAACGGAGUAACUCCUCUUCACGUAGCAUCGCAUUAUGACCAUCAGAAUGUAGCGUUACUUCUAUUAGAUAAGGGUGCUUCGCCACAUGCUAUGGCUAAAAAUGGCCACACACCUUUACAUAUUGCAGCACGAAAAAAUCAGAUGGAUAUUGCAACCACAUUACUAGAAUAUGGCGCGAAAGCGAAUGCAGAAUCAAAAGCAGGAUUUACGCCGCUACAUUUAAGUGCACAAGAAGGACACACCGAUAUGUCAACUUUACUUAUCGAACACAAGGCAGACACAAAUCAUAAAGCGAAGAAUGGUCUUACGCCGUUACACUUAUGCGCACAAGAGGAUAAAGUCAACGUUGCUUCUAUUCUCGUAAAGAAUGGUGCUCAGAUUGAUGUUAAAACAAAGGCUGGUUACACACCAUUGCACGUUGCGGCUCAUUUUGGUCAAGCAGCAAUGGUACGAUUCCUUUUGCGGUCUGGUGCAACUGUUGAUAACAGUACCAAUGCUGGUUAUACGCCGUUACAUCAAGCUGCACAGCAGGGCCACACGCUGGUUAUUAAUUUACUGUUGGAAAGUAAAGCUAAGCCAAAUGCUGUAACCAAUAAUGGACAAACCGCUUUAGAUAUUGCACAAAAACUUGGCUAUAUCAGUGUCAUCGAAACUCUAAAGGUUGUAACAGAAACUAUCAUUACUACGACACAUACUAUCACUAUUGAAGAGAAAUAUAGAGUACAAGCACCUGAAUCUAUGCAAGAAACGUUCAUGAGCGACAGUGAAGAUGAAGGUGGUGGUGAUGAAAUCGGCAUAGCAGCCAUGAAUGUGUACGGGCAGCCUCCACACGCGCAACACGUGUACCUUCCUUCUUACUACCAGGGCCAAAUGACCUAUACCCGUGAAGAUCCAAUGCUCAGCGACCAACAUCAAUACCGUUACAUGACUGUUGAUGAUAUGAAAUCUAUGGGAGACGAUUCCAUGCGUGUCAAUGUGACGGAUGAUGAGAGAGAUAAUCGACAUGCUGGAGCUCCCACAAUAACAGAAAUGAUCACCAAGGAAAAUUAUCAACGUUCUAAUGCCGCAAAUCUCAAGCCAGACAAUAUAGAUAUCAAUAGGCAUCCGGUUCACGUUGGUGCCUCUAUAGAGUUCCUAAUUACAUCGCUGGCUGCUCUCGGUACCGUGUCAAAAGGACAAGGAAUGUGGAGGGACAGCUUCCUGGUUUCUUUCCUGGUCGACGCGAGAGGUGGUGCAAUGCGGGGAUGUAGACACAGUGGAGUUCGGGUUAUCGUGCCUCCACGUAAAGCAGCAAUGCCGAUGCGAGUAACUUGCAGAUACCUAAGGAGAGAUAAAUUGACCAAUCCGCCUCCUUUAAUGGAAGGCGAGGCUUUGGCCAGUCGUAUUUUGGAACUUGGACCAGUCGGUGCUAAAUUUUUAGGACCCGUCAUCAUAGAGGUGCCACAUUUUGCAUCAUUAAGAGGGAAGGAACGAGAAAUAGUUAUCUUACGUUCCGAUAAUGGAGAAACUUGGCGCGAACACACCCUGGAGGCUAGCGAGGAGGCUGUACAGGAUGUUCUCAAUGAGAGCUUUGAAGGAGAAGAAUUAAGCCAGCUAGAAGAUCUCCAAACGUCGCGUAUCGUAAGGAUACUUACUGCUGAUUUUCCACAUUAUUUCGCGGUUGUCUCUCGUAUAAGGCAAGAAGUACAUGCGGUUGGGCCAGAAGGUGGUACUGUAUCUUCGUCAGCUGUUCCUCAGGUUCAAGCUGUUUUCCCACCUGCAGCUUUAACCAAGAAGAUUAGGGUUGGCUUACAGGCCCAUCCAAUACCAGCUGAACUAGUAGCAAAACUACUAGGUAAUCGAGUCGCAGUAUCGCCCAUAGUAACGGUAGAACCACGACGACGAAAGUUCCAUAAGCCCAUAACUUUGACAAUACCGGUACCACAAGCAGCUAAUAAAGGCAUGAUUAACCAAUACUCGGGGGAUGCACCGACUCUAAGGCUCCUGUGCAGCAUAACUGGAAUAUCGAUACUGAAGGGUCGAGGAAGAUCUCGUCUAUCGAGGGGUCAGUCUCGGGCAGUCUGGGAGGAUGUCACAGGUUCGACACCAUUGACUUUCGUCAAGGAUUGUGUCUCUUUCACUACCACGGUAUCUGCUCGUUUUUGGCUAAUGGACUGCCGAAAUAUUUCGGAAGCGACAAAAAUGGCAACAGAAUUAUAUACUCAUGCUACCCAUGUACCAUUUAUGGCUAAAUUUGUAGUCUUCGCAAAACGUAUAGAUCCUUUGGAGGCAAGGAUACGCGUAUUUUGUAUGACUGAUGAUAAAGAGGAUAAAACUCUUGAACAUCAAGAGCAUUUUACAGAAGUUGCGAAGAGUAGAGAUGUUGAAGUGUUAGAAGGCAAAACUCAAUACAUGGAAUUUACGGGUAAUCUUGUACCAGUAUUAAAAAGUGGCGAACAGCUUCAAUUGCCAUUCAGAGCGUUUAAAGAAAAUAGAGUACCGUUUACUGCGCGGAUAAAAGAUCCAGAUGCGGCAGAUAUGAUGGGUCGAAUAAUGUUUAUGAGCGAGCCUAAGGUUCCUAAAGGCGAGGUGCCACAAACACCAAUAUGUACAUUGAAUAUUUUGUUACCUGAAAAGAUUUCUCCUGAACCUGCGGUUUCAGAAUUGGAUUUACUUGAAUUAUCGAAAAAUUACAGUUUUCUACGCGAUGGUGGAAUCAGUCGGCCAGAUGCUAUACAUAGAGCAACUAUACGUUUAAGGGAUAUAGCAAAUUUACUAGGCAAAGAUUGGGAACAAUUAGCAGAAGAACUUAAUAUUGCUCCGAACGAUGUGUCUUUGAUAAAACAGGAAUAUCCUGAUAAACCAGCUCAACAAGCGGCAGCAAUGUUCAAACUCUGGCAAAGUAAUGGAAAUAAAGCAACGGGUAAUACCUUAGAAAAGGCGCUCAAUAAGAUUGGCCGAGAAGAUAUUGUUAACAAAUGUAUAUUUAACGUAGAACUUGUUACUGAUGAUGUCGAAAAAGCAGUUGCAAGGGUUCAAUUAGAUCAGCCAGGUUUUGACUCCUUAAAAGAAGAAUUAGGACCUUCGAGGGACACAUCUCUUCGACGUGAUGCAACUAUGGAUCCAAAAAUGGAUCCUGAUUAUGAGGAACCAGAUAGAAUGAAGGAAUCUGAAUCCGUAGAAGAGCUUAGUAACACUGGUCGUUUGCAGGAUAAACGAUCCAAGCAGCAUGUCACAAUCGCAAAUGGCACUGUAUUCAACGGAACCUCGACACCCAUCAAAGAUAAAUAUGCAAGUGAUGAGAAAGAAUUGGGAGAUAUGAUGGCUGAUUUCAUUGAACAUAAAUGUCACGUUACCGACACGAUGAGUAAAAAAUCACGCGACGAGCUCGACGACGAAGAAAAAAAGCGACAAAGGGUGAUUGCUGACGCUAAUAAAAUAGUUUCUGGUGUAAUAGCAGAGGCAGAGAAAGAAAAGGAGAAGUUAGCGAAGGAAGGGUGGUCGGUGGUUUAUGAUGAUAUGCGGGACAGUGAGAAGGUGAGAGGUGCUGUAGGGCAAUCUUCAUUUAAUAAAGAGAUAGCUAAAAGUUCAGAUCAAUUUAGGGAUGCAGAGUUAGGUAUAAUUCUACAACCAAAAGUUAGAGAUGAUGUAGAGCCUCUUAUAAUUAAACAAGAAAGAGCACAUGGCGGGAAAAAGGAUCCAAAGAAGCAAAUUUCUUUCCCGAAACAAACAGGCAUUUUAAAGAAGGAUUUAGUAGUAGAACAACCAGUUGUUAGGGAGAUUACCGUUGUAAAAGAUAUUAAACCCACAGUAGUUACUAUAACUUCCACAGAUUCUACUACUUUACCUCAUAGUAAAGUAGAAGUUAGUGAAAAAGAGAAGAUGUCUAAGGAAGGUAAAGAUGUAGAUGAGAAGUUGUUACAAGGUGAUAUGACAUCUCAACCUAUGAAAGACUCCGAUAAAAAGAUUAAAAUGACAGAAAUAAAAACGAAUAUUGGAACGGAUGUUCCAACGAAGAGCCAAGUAGAACAGGAUGGAACAUCAAUUACCGAUAAGCGUCAUUCCGCGUAUAAAGAUGUAUAUGAUGCUCAAUAUCUCGCAAAGAAUCUCGACGAAGGAACAACUGAUACAUCAAAAAAGGUGAAAGAUAAAAGCAGUGGUAUAUUUUCGGGUAUUUUUAAAGGCCCUAAGUUAAAGAAGGGUAAAUCCAAAGAUUCGAAAGAGACAUCUUUUGAUAGCGGAGAUGAGGAAAGUAAAAUUACUUCGGUUUCCGACACACUAUCAAAACCUGUAAGUAUAUCUCACGAUAAAGGUCCUUCGCCACAAAAAGAUUCAGAAACUAUCCUAUCUGAUAUAAAACUUACAACUAUAAAUUUAUUGGAGGAUGCUAAGAAUACUGCUGCUCUUUUACAUGCACCAACAGAAUCUAAUGAAAAAAAUGGAUCAGUAACAAUUCCUGUAGAAGAUAAAAAGAGCAAAUCAUCGAUCGAAGCUCAUACUAAGCCUCAAGUAGUACACGAAGUAAAAGAAAAGAUUACGACGGUAGGAAUCAAAAAAGAACAUAUUAACGGAACAACAACGAUCCAAUCAAACCAGACAAUAGACUCUCUUAAUGGCACAGGGAAAAAUGUAGAGCGAGAAGAUAAUCAAAAUCUUGAAAUAAUGUCAAAGAGUAGUCCAACUAAACAAGAAAAUGUUCAAAAAUCUGACUUGAAAGAAUCACCAAAGAAAGAAGAUAAAGAUGAUAGUGAUGCAGGUACAACUGGUAAAGAACGUGGUGGUAUAUUCGGAAUAUUUAAAAGUCCGAAAUCGAAAGAAAAGAAAACGAGUAAAAUAAAAGAUUCAUCUCUAGAUUAUAGUGACGAAGAACUUAAAUCCACUACAGAAAAAUUCCUUGAAGAAACACGUAAAGUUGCCGGCGAGGAUGUAAUUCACGUAGGUUACAAGAUAGAGGAUACAAAACCUAUUGCUACAAGUCCAAUAACUACGCUUAGUGCUGCUACUUACGAUAGCUCUGAUGUACCAGUAGACAAAGUUAGUAAACAUUCGUACGAUGUAACGGGUAAAUAUAAAUUGGAACCAACUCUACCAGCAGAUAAGAAAUCUGAUAAAGAAACUGCAGAAGAGAGUAAGGAAAAGGGUAAUUUCUUUGGUAUAUUCAAAAGUCCUAAACCAAAAUCUAAGAAAGGGACAAGAGAUCGUAGUAUUUCGAAAGAGAGAUCAUUUGAUAGCACAGAUGAAGAUUCCUAUAAUGCAGAUGUAAAAUAUACUGAACAUUUAAGUAAAUCAUCGAUUCAAAAAGAAGAAGAAAGCCAGGAAUCAGGAUCAGGAGAUGAGGGAACUAAAGAAAAAAGCGGUGGUAUUUUCGGAAUGUUUAGAAGUCCCAGAUUGCAACGUGGCUCUCGAAGUAAAUCUAAAGAAAAAAGUUUACCUCCUGAAAUACCACAAAGUGAUUCGAAAGAAACAACAGCCAAAUUCCUAGAGGAUACGCGCAAUACUGCCGAAAUGAUCAGUAGUUAUCAACAAUCACCUUUGAUUUCAUCACAAAAUCAAGAAGAUUCAACUAAGGAAAAAACUCCACCUACAGAAAAAGCACCUAUUGAUAUCGCAGCUCAGAGAGUUCUAAAUGGUGUAAAAGAUGUGAAAGAUGCUGUAGCGAAAGAACUGAAAGAAGAGAGUAAAGCUGUAAAGACUGCACUCGCUGUUGGUACUGGUGCUGUUGUGGAUGGUGCCCAAUCAGUAAAAGAUAAAGCUACGAAAGAAACUAAAAAAGCAAAAGAUAAAACGUCUGGAUUUUUCUCGGGUAUAUUCAAGGGAACUAAACAUACAGCUGAAGACAUUUCCGAUGAUGUUAAAGAUUUCGUAGCAGAAACAAAAACUGAAGCUGCCAAAGAAGAGGCUCGUGCAAAAGAAGCAGCUGCGCAAGCUGUAAAAACUACCGAUGAUACAAAAAUUAAACUUGCAGCUGGUAUUAAAGAUUUAAAAGAUAAGACAGUAGCAGGAGUGCAAGAUGCUAAGGAGAAAACAGCUGUUAGUGUUAAAGAUGGAAAAGAUAAGACAGUAACUAUAACGCAAGAUAUCAAGGAGAAAGUAGUAACUGUCACUAAAGAUACAAAGGACAAAGUAGUAAUUGGAACACAGGAUCUCACCGAAAAAGCAGCAGCUGGUGUAAAGGAUGCAAAAGACAAAACAGUAGAAGGAGCCCAGGACUUUACGAAGAAAACAGCAGCUGGUGUAAAAGAUAUCAAAGAUAAAACUGCUUCAGUGGUUACAGACGUAAAAGACAAAAUUGUGCUUGAUGGUAAAAUAGCUGCUGAUAAAAUAGAAACCACAACUCUUAAAGUUGCAGAUGGUGUGAAGGAUGCAAAAGAUAGUGCAACAAAAGAAUUAAAAGAAGAUGCUGAAGUUGUAAAAGGAGCACUUACUACUGGUGCUACUGCUAUUGUAGAUGGCGCUCAAUCAACGAAAGAUAAAACUAUAAAAGAAACUAAAAAAGCUAAAGAUAAAACAUCUGGGUUUUUCUCAGGCAUAUUUAAGGGAGCUAAGCAUGCGGUAGAAGAUAUUUCUGACGAAGUUAAAGAGUUCUUAGAAGAAACUAAAAUCGAAGCUGAAGAAGAAGAGGCACGUGCUAAAGAAACUGCUUCACGAGCUGCUAAAUCUGCAGAUGAUGUAAAAGAUAAAACUGUAACUGUAGUUAAAGACCUGAAAGAUAAAACAGUAGCAGAAGUAGAAGAUGUGAAAAAGAAGGUAGUAAUUGGUGCAAAGGAUGUAAAAGAAAAAACGGUGGAAGGAGUACAAGAUGUCACAAAGAAGACAGUAAGUGGCGUAAAGGAUGCCAAAGAUAAAGCAGCCGAUGUAGCAGUAGAUGCAGGCGACAAAAUAAUCUCUAAUGGAAAAAAAGCAAUUGAUAAAGUAGAAACUGCAGCACAUGGAGUUGCGGAAAAAGCACAUGAUGCAAAGGAUAAUAUAGCAAAAGAAUUAAAAGAAGAUGCCGCAGUUGUAAAGGGUACACUUUCCAGUUCUGCUGAUGCUGUCGUAGAUGGUGCGCAAUCAGCGAAAGAUAAAGCUGACAAGGAAAGUAAAAAAGCUAAAGAAAAAGCAUCUGGAUUUUUCUCGGGUAUUUUUAAGGGUGCUAAGCAAACAGUUGACGAUGCUUCUGAAGAUGUAAAAGAGUUCUUGGACAAAACAAAAGCCGAAGCUGCAGAAGAAAAAGCACGUGCUAAAGAAGCUGCUUCACGAGCUGCUAAAUCGGUGGAUGAUGUAAAAGAUAAAACUGUUGCUGGGGUUAAAGACCUGAAAGACAAAACAGUAACAGGAGUGCAAGACGUGAAGGAGAAGACAGCUGCGGAAGAAAGAGCACGUGCUAAAGAAGCUGCCUCACGAGCUGCUAAAUCUGUAGAUGAUGCAAAAGAUAAAACUAUUGCUGGAGUUAAGGAGCUGAAAGACAAAACAGUAACAGGAGUGCAAGACGUGAAGGAGAAGACAGUAGUUGGUGUGAAAGAUGCAAAAGAUAAAACUGUAGCAGCCACGGAAGGGGUUAAAGAGAAAGUAGCAGUUAGUGUCAAAGAUGCUAAAGAAAAAAUAGUAACUGAAGCAAAUGAUAUUACACAGAAGGCAGUAAUUGGCGCAAAGGAUGCAAAAGAAAAAACAGUGGAAGAAGUACAAGAUGUCACAAAGAGAACAGCAGCUGGAGUAAAGGAUAUCAAAGAUAAAGCAGCUCAUGUAGUAGCAGACGCUGGCGACAAAAUGAUUUCUGGAGGAAAAAAAGCAGUUGAUAAAGUAGAAACUGUGGCACAUGGGGUUGCGGAAAAAGUAAAAGAUGCAAAGGAUGAUGUAGCGAAAGAAUUAAAAGAAGAUGCCACAAUUGUAAAGGGUGCACUUUCCAGUUCUGCUGAUGCUGUAGUAGAUGGCACGCAGUCAGCGAAAGAUAAAGCUGACAAAGAAACGAAAAAAGCUAAAGAAAAAGCAUCUGGAUUUUUCUCGGGUAUUUUUAAAGGAGCUAAACAUACAGUUGAUGAUAUUUCUGAAGAUUUCAAAGAGUUUUUGGACAAGACAAAAGCCGAAGCCGUGGAAGACGAGGCACGUGCUAAAGAAGCUGCUUCACGAGCUGCUAAAUCUGUUGAUGAUACAAAAGAUAAAACUGUUACCGGUCUCAAAGAUAUAAAAGACAAGACAUUAGCAGGAGUAGAAGUCGUUAAGCAGAAGGCAGUAGCUGAUGCUAAGGAUGCAAAAGAUAAAAUUGUUGCUACAACCCAAGACACUAAAGAAAAUAUAGUAUCAAGCACUAAAGAUGCUAAAGACAAAGCAAUAAGUGGAGUGCACGAUAUUACAGAUAAAUCAGUAAAAAGUGUAAAAGAUGUAAAAGAGAAAACAGUAGAAGGAAUAAAAGAUAUCACCGAGAAAACUGCAGCUGACGUAAAAGAUAUCAAAAAUAAAGCAGUUGCGGCAGUAUCAGACACAGAAGAAGAUGUUAUUUCUGGUGGGAAAAAAGUAACAUAUAAAAUAGAAACCACUACUCACGGAGUUACAGAAGGUGCAAAGGAUGCUAAAGACACUGUAGCAAAAGAACUGAAGGAUGACGCUGAAGUAGUCAAAAAUUUAUUUAGCACCAGUGCUGGUGCUGUUGUAGAUGAAAUACAAUCCGCGAAAGAUAAAACUGACAAGGAAAGUAAAAAAGCUAAAGAAAAAGCAUCUGGAUUUUUUUCGGGUAUUUUUAAAGGUGCUAAGCAAACAGUUGACGAUGCUUCUGAAGAUGUAAAAGAGUUCUUGGACAAAACAAAAGCCGAAGCUGCAGAAGAAAAAGCACGUGCUAAAGAAGCUGCUUCACGAGCUGCUAAAUCUGUAGAAGAUGCAAAAGAUAAAAGUCUUGCUGGAGUUAAAGACUUGAAGGACAAAACAGUAGCAGGAGUGCAAGACGUGAAGGAGAAGACAGUAGUUGGUGUGAAAGAUGCAAAAGAUAAAACUGUAGCAGCCACGGAAGAUGUUAAAGAGAAAAUAGCAAUCGGCGUAAAAGAUGCUAAAGAGAAAGUAGUAACUGAAGCACACGAUAUUACAGAGAAGGCAGUAAUUGGCGCAAAGGAUGCAAAAGAAAAAACAGUGGAAGGAGUACAAGAUGUUCGAAAGAAGACAGUAGCUGGCGUAAAAGAUGUCAAAGAUAAAGCAGCCGAUGUAGCAGCAGAUGCAGGUGACAAAAUAAUUUCUGGUGGGAAAACAGCAGUUGAUAAAGUAGAAACAGCAGCACAUGGGGUUGCGGAAAAAGCAAAAGAUGCAAAGGAUAAUGUAGCAAAAGAAUUAAGAGAAGAUGGCGCAGUUGUAAAGGAUGUAGUUUCUAGUGGUGUUGAUGCUGUUGCACACGGUGCACAAUCAGUAAAAGAAAAGACUGCAAAAGAAACUAAAAAAGCUAAAGAGAAAACAUCUGGAUUUUUCUCAGGUAUUUUUAAGGGAGCUAAGCAUACAGUUGAUGAUGUUGCUGAAGAUGUUAAAGAGUUUUUGGAUAAAACAAAAGCAGAAGCUGCUGAAGAAGAGGCACAUGCUAGAGGGGCUGCUUCCAAAGCUGUUACAUCUGUAGAAGAUGCAAAAGAUAAGAUUACUACUGAUGUCAAGGAUGUAAAAGAUAAAACAUUAGCAGAAGUGCAAGAUGCUAAAGAGGAGACAGUAGCUGCUGUUAAAGAUGCAAAGGAAAAAACUGUUGUAACAACACAAGAUGUCAAAGAAAAAAUAGUGUCUAGUACUAAAGAUGCUAAAGGUAAAAUAGUAGAUGGUGUAUAUGAUGUUACGAAGAAAGCAGAAACUGAUAUAAAAGACGUGGCAGACAAAACAGUAGAAGGAGCUAUCGAUCUAAAGAAGAAAACAGCAACUGACGUAAAUGAUAUGAAAGAUAAGGUUGCUUCAUCGGCAACGGACGCAAGGGAUCAAAUUGUUUCAGAUGGUAAGAAAGCCACUGGUAAAAUAGAAAUAGCCGCACAUGGAUUUGUGAAUGGUGCACAAGAUACGAAAGAUACAAUAGCAAAAGAAUUAAAAGAAGAUAUGAAAGUAGUGAAAGGUGCAGUUACCAGUGGUGCUGAUGCUAUUGUGGACAGUACUAAAACACAAAAGGAUAAAGCUACGAAAGAAACAAAGAAAACUAAGGACAAAGCAAGUGGAUUCUUCUCGGGCAUAUUAAAGGGAGCUAAGCACGCUGUUGAAGAUGUCUCUGAAGACAUUAAGGAAUUCUUUGAAGAAACAAAGGCCGAAGCUGCCGAAGAGGAAGCGCGUGCUAAAGAAGCUGCCUCACGAGCAGCGAAAUCUGUUGAUGAUGCAAAGAAUAAAGCUGUUGCUGAUGUUAAACAUGUAAAAGAUAAAAUGGUAGUAGAAGUACAAGAUGCGAAAUAUAAAACAGUAGCUAGUGCAAAAGAUGCAACAGAUAAAACCUUAGUUGCAACGCAAGAUAUGAAAAAUAAAACGCAAGAAGAAGUUCAAGAUAUAACAAAGAAAAUAGUAGCAAAUGUUACAGAUGAAAAAGAUAAAGCAACUUAUGUAGCUGCGGAAGUAGGCGACAAAGUGAUCUCUGGUGGAAAGAAAGCUGUUGAUAAAGUAGAAACUGCAGCACAUGGGGUCGCAGAAAAAGCAAAAGAUGCAAAGGAUGAUGUAGCAAAAGAAUUAAAAGAAGAUGCCGCAGUUGUAAAGAGUGCAUUUUCCACUAGUGUUGAUACCGUUGUAGAUGGAGCCCAAUCAGCGAAAGAUAAAGCUGAGAAAGAAACGAAAAAAGCUAAAGAGAAAGCAUCUGGAUUUUUCUCGGGUAUUUUUAAAGGUGCUAAGCAUACAGUCGAUGAUGCUUCAGAAGAUUUAAAAGAAUUCUUGGAUAAAACAAAAGCGGAAGCUGCGGAAGAAAGAGCACGUGCUAAAGAAGCUGCCUCACAAGCUGCUAAAUCGGCGGAUGAUGUAAAAGAUAAAACUCUUGCUGGUGUUAAAGAUUUGAAAGACAAAACAGUAGCAGGAGUAGAAGAUGUAAAAGAAAAAACAGUAGCUGUUGUUACAGAUGCAAAAGAUAUAACUGCUACUACAACACAUGACGUCAAAGAAAAAAUUGUAUCUAGCACUAAAGAUGCAAAAGACAAAGCAGUGAUGGAAGGAAAGGAUAUUACCGAGAAAGCAGUAGCUGGUGUAAAGGAUGCUAAAGACAAAACAGUGGAAAGAGCCCAUAUUCUUACAGAGACAACAGAAGCUGGAUUAAUAGAUAUAAAAAAUAAAACUUCUGCGGUAGCUGCAAAUGUAGGAGAUAAAAUUAUAUCUGGUGGAAAAAAAGCAACUGACAAAGUAGACAUCACAGCUCACGUAGUUGCGGAUGAUGCGAAACACACGAAGGAAGCUGUAGCUAAAGAAUUGAAAAAAGAUGCUGAAGUUAUGAAAGGUUCUUUAGUUUCAGCUGCUGAUGCUGCUGCGGAUAGCGCUCAGUCAGCCAAAGAAAAAACUACAAAAGAAACGAAAAAAGCAAAAGAUAAAACAUCUGGAUUUUUUUCUGGUAUAAUUAAGGGAGCUAAACAUGCAGUUGAAGAUGUUUCCGAAGAUGUUAAAGAAUUCUUAGAAGACACGAAAGCUGAAGCUAUAGAAGAAGAGGCGCGUGCUAAAGAUGCUGCAUCACGUACUGCUAAAUCUGUAGAUGAUGCAAAGAAUAAGACCGCUGCUGGAAUUAAAGACAUUAAAGACAAAACAGUAAUUGGAUUACGAGAUGCGAAAGACAAGACAGUAGCUGUUGUUAAAGAUGCAAAGGAUAAAACUGUUGCUAAAACACAAGACGUUAAAGAGAAGUUAGUAACCAGUAUAAAAGAUUCAAAAGAAAAAACAGUUAAUGGAUCACAAGAUGUUACAGAGAAAGUCAUAGCUGGUGUGGGGGAUGUAAAAGAUAAAAUUGCUUCUUCAAGUGCGGAUGUAGAAGGUAAAAUUGUUUCGGGUGGAAAAGUAGCUGCUGAUAAAGUAAAAACCACAGCUCAUGGAGUUGAAGAUGAUGCGAAGAAUGCAAAAGAUGCUGUAGCAAAAGAACUAAAGGAAGAUACUGAAAUUGUAAAGGGAACGCUUACCACUGGUGCUACUACUGUUGUAGACGGGGCUCAAUCAGCAAAAGAUAAAGCUGCAAAAGAAACUAAAAAGGCUAAAGAAAAAACGUCUGGAUUUUUUUCCGGCAUACUCAAGGGAGCUAAACAUGCAGUAGAAGAUGUCUCUGAUGAUUUUAAAGAGUUCUUAGAAGAAACGAAAGCUGAAGCUGCCGAAGAAGAGGCACGUGCUAAAAACGCAACAUCACGAGUUACAAAAUCUGUAGAUAAUGCAAAGGACAAAGCCACUACUGGUGUCAAAGAUCUAACAAAUAAAACAAUAGCAGAAGUGCAGGAUGCAAAAGAGAAAACAGCUGCUAGUGUGAAAGAUGUAAAAGAUAAAACUGUAGGCGCAACGCAAGAUGUCAAAGAAAAAGUAGUGUCUGGUACUAAAGAUACUAAAGAUAAAAUAAUAAUUGGUGCACAAGAUAUUACUGGAAAGGCAGUUGCUAGCGUUAAAGAUUCUAAAGACAAAGCAUUAACAGGUGCCCAAGAUUUUACUGAAAAAACAGUAACUGGCAUAAAGGACAUAAAAGAUAAAGCUUCUACGAUAGCUACAGAUGCAGGAGACAAAAUAUUGUCGAGUGGAAAAAUAGUAGCUGAUAAAGUAGCAAUCACAGCUCAUGGAGUUUCGGAAGAGGCGAAGGAUACCAAGGAUGCUGUUGCAAAAGAAUUAACAGAAGAUACUGCAGUUGUAAAGAGCGCACUUUCCACUAGUGUUGAUGCUGUUGCUGAUGGUGCCCAAUCAGCGAAAGAAAAAGCUGCGAAAGAAACUAAAAAAGCUAAAGAAAAAACAUCUGGAUUUUUCUCAGGUAUUUUUAAAGGAGCUAAACACACAGUUGAUGAUGUUUCGGAAGAUGUUAAGGAAUUUUUGGAUAAGACGAAAGCUGAAGCUGCGGAAGAAGAGGCACGUGCUAGAGAAGCUGCUUCACGAGCUGCUAAAUCUAUAGAUGAAGCGAAAGACAAGACUACCGCUAGUAUAAAAGAUGUACAAGAUAAGACAGUAGCAGGAGCACAAGAUGCUAAGGAAAAGACAGUAGCUGUUGUUAAAGAUGCAAAGGAUAGAACUAUUGCUACAACCCAAGAUGUCAAAGAAAAUAUAGUGGCUAUCACUAAAGAUGUUAAAGACAAAGUAGUAGGUGAAACUCGUGAUAUUACGGAAAAAACAGUAAUUGGUGUAAAGGAUGCAAAAGAUAAAACAGUGGAAGGAGUCCAAGAUCUUACAAAAAGGACAACAGCUGGCGUUAAGGAUGUCAAAGAUAAAGCUGCUCUUACAGUUUCAGAUGCAAGAGAUAAAAUUGUUUCUGGUGGAGAGAAAACUGCUGAUAAAAUUGAAAUCACAGCUCGUGGAGUUAUGGAUGGUUCGAAAGAUACUAUAGGGAAAAAACUUAAAGAAGAUGUAGAAGUUGUAAAGGGUUCAUUAGUUUCCGCUGCUGAUGUUGUUGCGGAUGACGCUCAGUCAGCAAAAGAUAAAACUGUAAAAGAAACUAAAAAAGCAAAAGAUAAAGCAUCUGGAUUUUUUGCAGGUAUAAUUAAGGGAGCUAAGCACGUAGUUGAAGAUGUUUCUGAAGAUGUUAAAGAGUUCUUAGAAGAAACGAAAGCUGAAGCUGCCGAAGAAGAAGUACGUGCUAAGGAAGCUGCUGCACGUGCGGCUAAGACUGUAGAUGACGCAAAGGAUAAAACUGUUACAGGUGUAAAAGAUUUAGAGAAAAAAGCAGUGUCAGGAGUACACGAUGUUAAACAAAAGAUCGUCUCCAGUGUUACAGAUGCAAAAGAUAAAAGUUCUGCUAAAUUAGAGGGCAUUAAUAAGAAGAUUACUGCAGGUGCGGCUGAUGCUACAGUUAUUGCAGUAGAAGGUACACAGUUUGUUGCCGAACAAGCUGUUGGUGGCAUGAAAGAUACGAAGGAUAAAUCUAUCGCUACGGUUAAAGAUAUUAAAGCAAAAACUGAAUCAAAAGUAUCUGAUAUCACACAGAGUGCAGACAACGUUACAGUUUCUACAGGUGAAAAGAUUUUCUCUACUGGAAAGCAAAUAUCUGAUAAGAUAGAUUUGGCAGCUCGUGGACUUGUUGAAGACGCGAAAGAUGCGAAGGGAACAGUUUCCGAAGAAAUAAAAGAAAAAGUACGAUCUAGUAAAGAAACACUUGCAACUGGUAGUAGUGCUAUUGCUGGCAGUACUCAAACAGCAAAAGAAAAAACUUCUAAGGAGGCAAAGAAGAUUAAAGAGAAAGGAUCUGGAUUCCUAUCUGGUAUAUUUAAAAGUGCUAAGCAUGCAAAGGAAGACGUUACUGAUGACGUGAAAGAAUUCUUUGAAGAAACCAAAAACGAAGCUGUAGCCGAAGAGGCACGAGCUAAAGAAGCUGCAGCACAUUCAGUCAAAGUUGCAAAAGACUUAAAAGAUAAAACUGUAGAUGUUAUUGACGAUACUAAAACAAAGGCAGAGUCCAAAGUAUCUGGCAUUGCACGCAAAAUUACUAGUGUCACUUCUUCUGGAAAUAAUUACCCUCCUAGUGAAUCUGAAGAUAAUCGAAAAAUUAAUGAAAAAUUCGGAGGUAUAACGACCACAGUUAUUAGUAGUGAAAUAAUUUCUCCUACACAAGGAGUUUCUGCACCAUUUUCAGAAGUUUCUACGUUUGGAGUCUAUCCAAAAUCUGAUGUGAAUACAGUUAGUUCCGUUGUUAGCAGUGAUCAGGAUUUGGUAUCACGAGAUAGAUCGAAAAAGAUUUCGCGCAUUCCACAACGUGUUAGUACUUCUCCGGAUGACAGAACUGAACAACUAAGUACAAAUUUGGGUUCAGGUAGGGUAGUUGUGAUAUCUAGUGAAUUAGAGCACCUUGAACCUCACACAAGACAAUCCGUCACCACAGUCGUUACAAAGUCUGUGCGGACGGCAGCAACACCACCACCCAGUCUCGCCGAGUUCACUGACAGUAGAAUCGAAGAUGUAACAGAGGAAGCUGCAAGACGAGCACAAAACCUAGUUCAACAAACAUAUUCUGUGACAAAACCAGGGCAUGAUUCGGCUGAGAUUGAUGGGACUGUAGAGAGGCAUGCUACUUCUGCUCCAACAAAGCAACCUGUUCCCGCCCCACGUCAUUUCACCACCAAGUCGUCCGCCAAAGCCGAUUUUCGUCUAGAUUUUGGAGACGCCUCACGAACAUCACAUGGUCUUAAAAUUAAGAAACCAUUCGAAUGUUCCCCCGAAUCUCCAGAAAAAAGCAGUCCAAAAUCAAAGAUUCCUGUGAAAAUAAAGAAACAGAUCGAAGACGAAGAGAGUGUAAUUAAUAAAACUAUAGAAUCAGAUAUUCGUGGUCGAUCAAAAAUGGAAUCUCAUAUUCCUUUACCAAGAUCAGCCGAUGUAGUACGUAUUACGAAGGAUGAAUUGUUAGGCAAAGAUCAUUCGAUCCGUUCGCAAUCGGAUACUGGUCACCCUAUUGAUAAAGAUAAAGAUAUUAUAGAGACUGAACAUUUGAUGAAGGGAAGCAUCGAAACGAGUGAUACAACCAUAGAUACGUAUCCAUCAAAAAUAUUUGAGUCUGAUAAAACUUAUACUACAGUAACAACGAUCGUGUCUUCCUCGGAUCAAGCGAUCGAUCCUGAUAAGUUAAACGAACUUAUGCAAAUGGAUGAAGUUUUGAAGACAGUUAAAACUGUAACUACUUCUACAUUUGAAAUAACAGAUUCAGAAUAUCCUACGGAAAUUGUUAAGAGGAAAACUACUAGAAUCACAGAAGUUUUGCCUGAUUUGAAAGGCGUCGGUGUUUACGAAGAUGAACCCAAUAUAGGAUUAAAUGCAAGUAACAGUAACCAGAGUAUUAAAACGAACGAAGAUGGAACGUUUAUAGAAAGAGUGACUACAAUAAGGCAAUUUACUGGACCUUCUUAUUCGGAAAAAUUAAAUCAAUCGAUGUUAGAAUCGAUGAGAACUGGUGAUGAUCGAUCGGAUGAUCCAUUUUUUUCUUCGGACCUGAAGACAUCGGAAUGCGAGAUUGAUAGAAGUUAUAUGAAAGCAGGAAAAUCAGAAAGCGAUGAACGAGACACAUGGACGCAAGCCGGAGUGGCAGAAUAUUCGUCCAUUAAUAAUUCCGAGCAAUGGGAGACGCAGCUCUCUUUAGACACAUCACCUGGUUCUGGUAAUGGUGAUAUUUAUACAAAGAACGAUAGUUCGCGACACGAAUUGAACAGCGAUACAGAUAGUGACGGUUCUCCUCGGCCAAGAAGAAGAUCCCCGUGCAAGAGACGUACUUUGGGCAGUUCUAGCGGGUCGGACGUAGCACUGCACGAAGGUGCGGAACUGUCCCCAUUGGAGGACGACCAAGGUACCGCACUCACAGCUAACCUUCUAAAAUCUGACUUUUUGCAACAAAGCGAGCCAACCUUUGUAGAGACAACAACGACCGAAAUGGAUCCCUUAACACAGGAAAGAAUAACAAGAACGGUGCAAGUAGUAACGACAACAACGACGGUACCGAUGGCAGGUGGCAUAGCUGUGACGGACGAUUUGCGGGAAUCAAUGCAGAAAAUAGUUGACCAAUUUAUGACAGAGGAGAGGAAAGGCCAGUGAAGAAUUGAAAGAUGAGAAGCGCGAAAAAGAAUAAAUGAUAAUAAUAACAAUAAUAAUAAUAAUAAAAGAAGAAACAGAUUGUCGUCAAAGGGAUGUAAAAUUCCUCUAAAGGAAUAAUAUUCUCUUUUGCGUUGACCUAACGAAGCAUCUGUUCCGAACAAAACACCCCAUUAAAAUUCAAUAUCCAAUAAAAUAAAGCUCUUCAUUCUCGCGGCGUUCCCCGAGAAAUAAACAAGGCAUAUACUAUGUAUGUAUUGUAAGACGUUAUAUCGUCGCGCCGCUUAUGGCCUACGCUUCGAAUUUGCUUGCCCUUCCGUUAUAUUUCGUUGCCUUAUAUUUUUUUGUGUUUGAACUGGUAAUUAUUAUUAAUAAUAUAUGUAUGUAUGUAUAUGUCGUUGCUAGUCCGACUAGCUCUCUGCUAGUCUUCACUAUGCCAACCCGUCCACGUACAACGCCUUCUCUCGUGUUGUUCAAAGCAAGAUAAGGAAACGAAUCGCCUUCAAAUAAAAAGUUUUCAAGGCAAAUCAAAGUAUCGAUCGAACAACAAAAAUCAUAUUGAAAUGAAAAAAACGAAACGAUAAUAAAUACGUCUUAUUCGUAGACGUCUAUCUGAAACGAACGAUAUGCCAUGGCGAAAGCGAAUACUAUAUUUAUAGUGUAUAAUGAAAUCUCGAAUAUAUGACGAAAUUAAACGACAGAUUUUACAUUGCGGCUUUGCUAAAUGGUCGCUGGGGAGUCUGCUUUAGCUUUAGAAUGACUGUAAUGUCUAUCUGCGCAAUACAUCGCUUAAUUAGAACAGUAAACUUUUAUUCAUAUUUCCGACAGUGAAUUUCGCAGAUGAUCUUGUUGUCACUUGUCUCAGAAACAAAUUAAGUGCACAAUAAAUUGAAGGAUCGAAGAGUAGUUUUUGAUUCGAUUGACAACGAGAAACGAAUGUUUUUAUUGAUCAAGGCGCAAUAUAAAUGUAACUUAUUUAAAGAAUAUUUCCUAACAAUUUUUAAUUAUAUAUAUAUAUAUAAUAAUUUCUUAGCGUAACUUAUACAAAUGUACUAUUAUACAGUUGUAAUAAUGACAAGAUUAUAACACGAAUAUUUUAUUUAUAUAGCAAAAAAAAAAAGAGAAGAAAUCAUUGGUAUAAUGUUACAUGCGUAAAUUUUGAAAUGAGAGUAAUGUUGUUGGCAAUCUGUCCAUAUGAAUUGUAUAAAAUAUAAAAAGAAAAGAAACGAGGCAGCACGAUGAUUAUAAAAAAUAUAUUGUUUAAAUUUAUUGAUUUGAAUUCGUCUCAAUACAUAAACAAUGUUAGCUUUCAAUGUACAACACAAUUUAAAAAAAAAAAAGUACAGGAAGAAAUCAUAUGUGUAUUAAAAAGAAAGUUACGAAUAAGAUAUUCGAUUCAUGUAUGAUACAUUGAAAGAUAUAUAAUUAUUACAUAUACGAAAUUUAUAACUUAUUACUUGUAAUGACUGUUAAACUACAAUUAAUAGACUUGCCUAGAGCCUAUUUGACCUAAGGACCAAAGGCACAAUCACGCGCGCAUCAAAAUGAAUGAAACACUCCAAUGUAUUGUAACAUUUAGUGUAAUUUCACGAAUGUUGUAAUACUAAUAUUUAAACAUUCUGGAUAAAUCAAACUACGGAUUA
This is a messenger RNA of Vespula pensylvanica (western yellowjacket), 20594 nucleotides long. RefSeq names its product microtubule-associated protein futsch-like. Lineage: Eukaryota; Metazoa; Arthropoda; Insecta; Hymenoptera; Vespidae. The transcript is spliced from 39 exons. Gene Ontology annotation, cellular component: extracellular region. Gene Ontology annotation, molecular function: lipid binding; protein binding. Gene Ontology annotation, biological process: signal transduction; lipid transport; lipoprotein metabolic process. Bases 454 to 18954 code for a protein of 6166 amino acids. The record is from RefSeq and is a predicted model, not a curated record.